Molecule: messenger RNA, 1704 nt
Organism: Helianthus annuus (common sunflower)
Lineage: Eukaryota; Viridiplantae; Streptophyta; Magnoliopsida; Asterales; Asteraceae
Exons: 5
Coding region: 389-1267 (292 amino acids)
Source: RefSeq, a predicted model, not a curated record
AAAACAAACACCACCAACAAAAAAAAGUACACACAGUUAGCGUGUCAUCUUCUCAGAAGUCGCAAUCUCCAUUCCAAACUCUUCUCCUUCCGAUCGAUUCAAUAAACCCUAUCAAACUCGUAAUAUUAUUAUUCAACUUCACUGAAUCGCACAUCUUCAAGGACUGGUGGUGUGCCUGUUUUUCGAGACCUAACCGUUGGAUUAGUGUGUGGCAAGGUACAAUUACUUACGCUGCUUAACAUCACGUUCUUUCUAAGUGGUCUUCUGCUUUAUUGGUUGUAAUCAUUCUAUCCAAUAAUACAACUUCUAAAUCAAGAACGAAAAUAUUAAUGUUGAUACACACAUAUUCAUAAGAAAUCUACGGACAAAACUCCAACUCGACACUUUUAUGGAGGGUCUUCAUCUAGAUGUUAAAUGGGAAGAUAUCACAUGUCCCAUAUGCUUAUCCUCCCCACAUAACUGCGUUCUUCUUCAAUGCACUUCUUACAAGAAAGGAUGCCGACCUUUCGUGUGCGACACCGAUCAUUUACACUCAAAUUGCUUGGACCGUUUCCAAACCGCAAACAAGAUGUCACCCGGGUCAAACUCACUUUUGACUUCUGAUGAGUCUACCAUAAUAAACCCGGAUGCCACUAGCAAGCCGUUAUGCCCUCUUUGUAGAGGCGAUGUUACUGGCUGGGUCGUUGUAAACGAAGCGCGCCUUAAACUGGAUGGGAAAAAACGCUGUUGUGAAGAAGAAAAAUGCACGUUUACGGGAACGUAUACAGAACUCAGGGAACACGUUAAGAUGGAGCACCCUCAUGCAUGCCCAUCGAAAAUCGAUCCUGCAAGACAACUUGAUUGGGAUAAUUUUCAGCAAUCGUCUGAGAUUAUAGAUGUGUUGAGCACUAUACAUUCGGAAGUUCCACAUGGGGUGGUUUUGGGAGAUUAUGUUAUAGAGUAUGAUGACGGUUCUGGAGAUGAGUUUGAAGGCUUUCCCGGUCAAGAUGGAAAUUGGUGGACUUCGUGUAUUUUGUAUAAAGUUUUUGUUAAUUUUAGGAGUUCUAGAAAUAGAAGAAGGGCUAGGGUUAGUGAAUCGAGGAGAGGAAGCCGUCGAUUGAGUUACGAAACGUCUAAUUCUGAUGAAGGCUCUGUGGUUUCUACGGAAUUUGCGGAUUAUAGAGCUUAUGAAGCGGAAGAUGAGUUUGUUACUAGGAGUAGCAUGUCCAGGGGUAGGACAAAUCGUCGCAGUUCUCGAAGACGCCCGUUUCGCUUCUAUGAUAACUAGGGGGCUUUAAAGGGGCUUUAAACCAUUGCAUGCAAGUUAAAGGGAGGGCUUUAUACUACACCUCUAGCCUUAUAAAUGAUGUAAAAGAGGAAGUCAACCCAACAUGACCCUCAACGUUGUUAAUGUAUUUGUCAGAUUUUAAAGUCGGUCCUGAGGUGGCUUGAAGACUGUUGUAGUCUGUUGGAAGACAAGCAUUGGGAUCGAGAAGACGGUUAUGUGAUCCGGUGUAGUGCUGAAUUUAUUCCAUGGUUUCGUGGUAUCAUGUUUUUAAAUUCAUUCUAGUCGUUGAUCACUGAAUCAAGGAAGUCGUUUGUUAUCGUCUUCUGGUGUCGAACAAAUGCAAAAACAUAGCCAUCUUGGCAAUGGUGCAAUGUUUUUUGUAGUUGAAUUUGUGUUUCUUAUAUGCAAUCUAAAUACGAUUUUCUUUUUAAAAAGCA